Molecule: messenger RNA, 879 nt
Organism: Oppiella nova
Lineage: Eukaryota; Metazoa; Arthropoda; Arachnida; Sarcoptiformes; Oppiidae
Source: the annotation of a GenBank genome assembly
AUGGACAGACAGUCAUCGAUGGACACAGUGUUGAUGGAAGGGUUGACCACAAGAAUGAAGAGUCGAGUGAUUGUGAAGAUUAUGGAAGCGAUGGACACGAAACUAUUCAAGUGUGGACUCAAUGGCUGUCAGUUUACGACUAAAUUCAAGCGAAGUUUGAUUAGACAUACGACUCGUUGCAAAGGGAUUGACUCCAACAGAGGUGGACAGGGAUCUGAUUCGCAUAGUAGUAGAUCGGGACCAGUCAUGUGUGGACUCAAUGGCUGUCAACAGAAGGUUUUUCACAAGAAAGAGUUAUCCCGACAUCGGCUACGACUACAUCCCGACGCCUUUCCCGACAUACCAUGGCUCGAGUGCUCGUACACUGACUGUCACUAUAAGACUAAAAGUAAGGACUCAAUGAAGACCCACGAGUUGUCGCACUCGAAGCCAUUUGUAUGCGACGAAUGCGGGCACACCUUCUCAACGGCCCAAUCCCUGGGUAUACACCUCCCCAACCACGACCCCUCCCUUAGACACCGGUGCCAGUGGCCGGCGUGUGACCUAUCAUUCACCAGUAAAUACACUUUGGAUCUACACAUGAAUUCACAUACGCGAGAGACUAUAUACCGGUGCCAUUGGCCGGGAUGUGAGAAGGAGUUCAUACGAAGCGAUUACCUCAAGGAUCACGAGAAGAGACACAAUGGACGCAUCGGUAGGUUUGUGUGCCAUUGGCCUGAAUGCGAGUACCGGUGCGAGAAAGGGCCCUCUCUUAAGAGACAUAUGUUUAGGACUCAUAAAGUGGUGACUGAGGUCUCAAUGAGCUCUCAAAGUGUGUCCAAACGUGUGGCAAAUGAAUGCAAUCUUAUCGACAGACGUGCGAAGAGACCGAAGAAGUGA